GUCAUGCGUACUGCUCCUUGCCCGUACAGUCAUGGCGCCACUGAGCCGCUGGUAUUUCACCCGGGAGCAACUAGAACGGAGUCCGUCCCGGCGAGCUGGACUGGAUGCCGAUAAGGAGCUCUCGUAUCGGCAGCAGGCGGCAAACCUCCUGCAAGAUAUGGGCCAGCGGCUCAACGUAUCACAGCUGACCAUCAAUACAGCUAUUGUAUACAUGCAUCGUUUCUAUAUGGUUCAAUCCUUCACUCGAUUUCACCGUAACUCUGUGGCACCAGCUGCACUUUUUUUGGCAGCAAAGGUGGAAGAGCAGCCUCGGAAGUUGGAGCAUGUAAUCAGGGUGGCACAUGCAUGUCUGAAUCCACUAGAACCUGCACCUGAUACCCGAAGUGAGGCAUACCUGCAACAAGCCCAAGACUUGGUCAUUCUUGAGAGCAUUAUACUGCAGACCCUGGGCUUUGAAAUUACAAUUGAUCAUCCACACACACAUGUUGUAAAGUGUACCCAGCUUGUAAGAGCAAGCAAGGACUUGGCACAGACAUCAUACUUUAUGGCAACAAACAGCUUACAUUUGACCACUUUCAGCCUCCAAUACACUCCACCUGUGGUGGCUUGUGUCUGUAUUCACCUGGCAUGUAAGUGGUCUAAUUGGGAGAUCCCUGUAUCGACCGAUGGGAAGCCUUGGUGGGAGUAUGUUGAUGUGACAGUCGAUUUAAAGCUGCUGGAUGAGUUAACCCAUGAAUUUCUUCAAAUCUUAGAGAAAACUCCUAAUCGCCUGAAACGAAUCAGAAAUUGGAGGAUUAGUCAAGCAACCAAGAAACCUAAAGAAGAAGAAUGUGAAGAAGAGUCAGAUAAUAUCUUUUGUGAACAGACACUUCUUCAAAUGUUCUCUCAAAGUGGAAUGCUAAAUUCUGCUUCCCUUUCUGAUUCAUCAUCUCAGACACUUUCAGUUACAGAAAAUGAUGGGGGAAUGUCUGAAGGGCAGUGGGGGUGCCAGCUACAGAGCGAGAGGGAUCAACAUAGAACUGGUGAGCAUGUAACAUCUACAGAACAGUCCCAAGCACUUGGUUCCAAACCAGUGCCCCUCGCUAAAAUGUCUCUGAAAGAGUACCGAGCAAAGCAUGCAGAUGAAUUGGCAGCACAAAAACGCCAGUUGGAGCAAUUGGGUACCAGCCUAAAAGAGCAAUAUGCUUGUGCUGCUCAGAAUCUGUUACAGCAGCAGAAAGAACGUGAGAAAGAGGCCCAUGCCUCCCCUAUUAUACUGAAGAUUCCAUUGCAUGAAGUAAGUCACAAACGCUCUGAGAAAUCUUCCAGUCUCAAGCUUCGUAUUCCUGUCACUAACCGGGAAAAGUCAGAGGAGGGAAAGGUACGAAUUAAGUUGCCAAAUGAGGACAGCAGCAAGAGUAGAGAUAAGCACAGAAGUAGUUAUUCAUCUUCACAUCACAAUAACCAGUCACAUCGUCAGCACCACCAAGAACCUUCCGGAAGUAACGGCAGCAAACGUUCUCUACCUCCCCCGGUAGUUUCAACACACAAAUCUUCAUCAAGUUCCCGAAAACGUCCUGCCACAGAGGAAGCCACAGGACACGAACCCCCUUCUCACAAAGUCAGUAGGACCUCCAAACCUUCUUCACAGGAACCUGCUGUUCCACUCUUGUUAAACAGAGUGAGGGGGACCCAUAGCAAAACAGAAAGGGAAUCUUCUGGAACCAAUGGUCACAGCAUAACUAAAGUAAUUGAUUAUCAGGACACCGUGAACAUGUUACAUUCACUUCUUAGUGCACAGGGAGUACAGCCCAUGCAGCCCCCUCAAUAUUUGAAUCAGUUUGGGGAGUUUCGCAGGACACGGCCUGGUAACACUGAUGAUUCCAGGCGUCCCCCACUUCCAGCUGAGCCGCCUCCCCCUCUUCCACCACUGCCAAAGUGAUAUAAGUUUUAAACCUAUGGGUUAAUGUCUAGAAAGGUGAAUUUAUUUCUAUAUUGUCUAAAUAAUCCUAACCAGCACACUCUA
Xenopus laevis (African clawed frog) is the source of this 2005-nucleotide messenger RNA. It is a transcript of the gene ccnt1.L, whose product is annotated as cyclin T1 L homeolog. The transcript has 9 exons. Gene Ontology annotation, biological process: regulation of transcription by RNA polymerase II. NCBI's taxonomy places the organism in Eukaryota, Metazoa, Chordata, Amphibia, Anura, Pipidae. The coding region runs from base 32 to 1921 and encodes 629 amino acids. Gene Ontology annotation, cellular component: nucleus. Gene Ontology annotation, molecular function: cyclin-dependent protein serine/threonine kinase regulator activity. The record is from RefSeq and is a predicted model, not a curated record.